UUUUGAUAAAUAUACAAAAAAAAAGUGAAGUGAAUAAAAAAAAAUUAAUAACGAGAAAUGUUUGGUCGCAAUAAAAAUACAACAAAAAAAUAAAUAAAUAAAAAAAAGCAUGGAAUUCGACCGUUUCAACCAUAUGUGACGAAAAAAGUAUAUCAUAUUCAUAAUUUCCAUCAAAUUUAUCAGAGCAAAAAAUUUGAAUAAUAUUCACAACAAUCGCUAAAGUAUUUAGUAGCGAAAAAAAAUUAAUGAGACAGAAAGUCAAGGAUAUAAAAAAAUAAAAUAUAAAACUAUUCAUGAGUGUUUUUUCGUAGAAAAAUAUUUACACAUGUUGGAUAUUUUUUAAAAGCAAAAAUUUAUUUCACCAGAAAUCGAUAACGGAAUUAAUUUAAAAUAAAAUUUUUAAGACAUGCUGAAACACGUGCAAGUCUCUCCCAUCCGAAGUCGAGCGGAUUCCCUCUCAAUUCGUUCGUCCACAUCUUGCGCCUCAUCAUUAUGCGGAAGUCCCGAACCCGGAUCAGAGCCACCAGAAAGCCUCCGUUCACAUUCACGCGCAUCCAGUUACUCCAGUUUAAGUGAACCCGUGCCUCAAACAACACUCAAGAUUUACACAGCUUGUUUGCGACAGGACAUUGAAUACAAAACACUUGGCGUUUCGUGGGACACCACGAGUCGGGAAGUUGUACAACAAGUUCUCAGAAGAUGCAAAAUGAAGCACCGUGACCCUCGUCUCUUUUAUUUAUCAAUGGAAAUAACUGUAAGACGACCAGCGGUGAAGACUUUAUUAAUUCUUGACGACAGUGCGAGACCAGCUUUGUUACAAGCGUGUCAUCCAAAGGGUGAUUCAAGAUUUUGUUUAAAAAUGAAACCCGGCGGUCUAAUUCGCGUUCACACAUCUGCCCUUCAACCCACGUCGCAAUACAAAAGUUUACUAAUUUCCGAAGAAACAUCCGCCGACGAGCUACUCAGUCUUUUGUUGUCAUGCUACAAUCUUCUGGAGCCCGUCGAAUACUAUUCCCUGUAUGAAGUUUGCACCGGUCAAGAAUAUCAACGGAAAUUGCACCCGGAUGACUUGCCACUUCGCGCUCAAACGCAACGGCAACAACGCGGCGAAGUUUGUCACUUUCUCGUGCGAAAAAAUCCCAAUUUAUCGAGACCGCUCGUGCGAAAGCAACUUCUCACCACGGAUAUCGACGCUGCCAGCACAAAUAACAACAACAACAACACUCUCACCAAAUCCGAUAAGCUGUCGGGAUGCACGACGUGCGACACCACACCCGUCGAAUCGCGCGACCAAAAUACCCUCACCAAAAAAGUGACGCCCGAUAAUGCGCGGAAAAGUUUUUUGCGGCAAUUUUUCUGCAACAAAUGCCAAAAUUCACUCAGUAAUAAUGCCGCAAGUUGCGAUUUUUGUCGCAGCAAGAAGCCCAGUAGUGCGGUGUAUAAUCCCGUUUACAACAUCCGCGAAAUCCCGAAACACAAUUUUUCCUCGCUCGGUAUCGACAAGAAGCUCAUGGAAGCGGCGACACCGAUCCGAUAUGGAAAUAACGCGAAAAACGUUCAAGAGUCCAAAGAACAAGUUAACACGAAUCCGAGCAAGGGAUUCGGAAAUUUUGUUUACAUUUAAAAACUUUUUUUUGCACGAGGAGGACAUUGUCCGAUUAUUUUCAGUCAUUACGAGUUUGUGGAUUUUUUUUUUCGUAAAUCACAAUCGUCACUACUAAAAAUGUUAGAUUUUAAGGAAAGAAAAUUUUGCAAAGAUAUCUUAAUAAUUUAUGAAUUUUACUAUUAUUUUAAAUUGCGUACGUUUUAUAUUUUAAAUAUUUUUUUUAUUAUAUAUAUUUAUGAGUUUUAAGGCAGAAAUUAUGCAAAAUUUUAUGACAACAAGAAAUAUACCAAAAAUAUUAUAAUUGUUA
This is a messenger RNA of Culicoides brevitarsis, 1913 nucleotides long. RefSeq lists its product as uncharacterized. The record is from RefSeq and is a predicted model, not a curated record. The transcript is spliced from 5 exons. Gene Ontology annotation, biological process: positive regulation of fibroblast growth factor receptor signaling pathway; positive regulation of epidermal growth factor receptor signaling pathway; signal transduction. Lineage: Eukaryota; Metazoa; Arthropoda; Insecta; Diptera; Ceratopogonidae. Bases 407 to 1624 code for a protein of 405 amino acids.